AUGGAUAAGGCUGAGUACUGCAAAAAACUAGGCAACCUCUUGAUGGACGAGGAAGCUUAUGCGCCAUCGACUGUCAGCGAGUUCAAAAAGCUCGUAAACAACAUAAACAAGACGAUCGGCAAGCUGAGGAAGGCGGGCGCUCUUACUAGAAGGGAAGCGCUGGCCGCAAAAGCCAGUGAUGCCGCAAUGGCGCGCUUCUACGGCUUACCAAAGGUCCACAAGCCGGGAGUGCCGCUACGCCCCAUCGUCUCCUUACGUGGUACCCCAACUUUUGGGCUGUCAAAGUGGCUGUACCAGCGACUUCGUUUCCUUACCAAGGAUUCAGAGUGGACAGUGAAGUCGGCUGAAGAGUUUUUGGCCCGCAUCAAACGUCCGGAAGUGGAGGCAGAUGAGGUGAUGGUGUCUUUUGACGUGAUCUCAUUGUUCACCUCCAUCCCACCCGCGCUGGCUAUCGACACUAUUGACGGUUUUCUCCGGGAAAAGUAUGAUGAGACCGAUCAACAGCUCAAACGAGUUCACAUCAUCGAGCUCCUAUAA
Messenger RNA from Spirometra erinaceieuropaei, 537 nucleotides. The record is from the annotation of a GenBank genome assembly. NCBI's taxonomy places the organism in Eukaryota, Metazoa, Platyhelminthes, Cestoda, Diphyllobothriidea, Diphyllobothriidae.